AUGAACGAAACUUUGAAAGCGCGCUCGCUCUUCAAUUGCUAUUUAGUGGAUGAAAUGGAACUCAGUCACCAGUACGAUCCGAUGUGGAGAAACAACGCGAUGAGUUGCAAGGUUAUCUUAAUACUUCAGCAGAUGUUUCAUUUCAAAUUCGGCUAUAUUCUUCGGCGCAAAUACAAUGCAGUUAUGCGUCCUUAUUACAGUCUACCAUUUUCGAAAACUGUAUGGUGUUGCGUUUGUUCCAUGGUUAUUUUGGCAACUUUAAUUUUUUAUGUAACUAGAAGAUGGGAGAGAAGUAUUGUCGGUCAUUUAAAAUGCAGUUUUAUUUACGAAUUUUAUGCCGCUAUAGGCAUAAUCUGUCAGCAUAGUUUACCGACAUCAUCCAUUCUCUGGUCACGUCGAAUGGCGUACUUUUUCUUUGUUGGUUUCGCCUACGUGACUCAUUCAUUUUAUACAUCCAACUUACUGUCGCACAUCGUAACCGAUAAAAACGGCCAAAUGGAUCUAAAAUCUUUGAUCGAGAGUGACUAUGAACUAAACAUAGUUGAAAAUAUGAAAAUAUUUGCAGAGAAAAGAGCAAAUACUUUUGAAAAGAAAAUGAAUUCGAUUGAAGAAAAGCUAUCACGUACCAAAGUAAUUAAUAUAUUUGACGGGUUGGAGGCAGUCAGAACCACAAAAACUGCGUUACUAUGUGAUUAUCCUGGAGCAUAUUCUAUCAUUGCAAGAAAUUAG
Messenger RNA from Parnassius mnemosyne (clouded apollo), 729 nucleotides. NCBI's taxonomy places the organism in Eukaryota, Metazoa, Arthropoda, Insecta, Lepidoptera, Papilionidae. The record is from the annotation of a GenBank genome assembly.